CCUAUGCAAAAGCCAAAGGACAAACUGCUUUCAUCAGGGGUCACCUCAGCACUGCUAUAGUUACUCCAAGACACAUUCCCCUUCUUGUCCCUCUGGCAGGAGUGACUCUGUGGUUGCUCACUUGUUGCUGCUAGCAUUCCCUCACAAGCCAUGUCCGGCCUGAAAGAAAUUUGUGGUGGCCUCCCCCUGCACCCUCUCCCUGAGAACAGAGGCCGGAAGAGUGGAAUCCCUCAUGCUCCUGUCAGGACCCCCAAGCUUACUGCUCAUGAGGAAAAGCUGGCUUUGAAGAACUCCCUACGUUAUUUUCCAUCCAACUUGCAUGAAGUCCUGGCACCGGAAUUUGCCAAAGAACUGAGACUCUAUGGACAUAUCUACAUGUACAGGUUCUGUCCCCAAAUGGAGAUGCGAGCUCAUCCCAUCCAUGAAUAUCCUUGCAAAACCAAUCAAGCUGCAGCAAUAAUGCACAUGAUUAUGAAUAAUCUUGAUGCUGCAGUGGCACAGUUUCCCCAGGAACUUGUAACUUAUGGAGGAAAUGGACAAGUCUUCAGCAACUGGGCACAGUUCUGGCUGGUGAUGCACUAUUUGUCUGAGAUGACUGAAGAUCAGACAUUGGUCAUGUACAGUGGACAUCCUUUGGGACUCUUCCCUAGCCAUCGCAAUGCUCCUCGAUUAGUUAUCACCAAUGGCAUGGUAAUUCCCAACUAUUCCUCCAGAGAUGAAUAUGAGCGAAUGUUUGCAAUGGGGGUUACAAUGUAUGGACAGAUGACAGCAGGGAGCUACUGCUACAUUGGACCACAGGGAAUAGUCCAUGGAACGGUGCUAACAGUGCUCAAUGCAGGCCGUCGCUACUUGGGAGUGGAGGACCUGUCUGGGAAAGUCUUUGUCACAUCUGGCCUUGGAGGAAUGAGCGGGGCUCAGGCAAAGGCUGCGGUCAUUGCUGGCUGUAUUGGAGUUAUUGCCGAGGUUGAUGAGGCUGCCCUUUUAAAACGUCACCAGCAGGGAUGGUUGAUGGAAAUAGCAAAGAGUCUGGACCACUGCAUUGUUCGGGUGAGAGAAGCAAAGAAGAAGAAAAUACCUCUUAGUUUGGGAUAUCAUGGAAAUGUGGUAGAUCUUUGGGAGAGACUUGUCGAUGAAUUCAAUACCACUGGAGAACUGUUAGCUGAUUUGGGGUCUGACCAAACAUCUUGCCACAACCCAUUUAAUGGAGGCUACUACCCAGUACAGCUGAACUUUAAGGAGGCUAACCAGCUCAUGUCCAGUAAUCCUGUGAAAUUCCAGUCGCUAGUGCAAGAGAGUCUGAGGAGGCAAGUGGCUGCAAUCAACAGACUGUCUGAUCGAGGACUGUUUUUUUGGGAUUAUGGAAAUGCUUUCCUUCUAGAAGCUCAGAGAGCCGGUGCUGAUGUCAAAAAAAGAGGAGCUCGCAAAGGAGAAUUCCGAUACCCUUCCUAUGUUCAGCACAUUAUGGGUGACAUUUUUUCUCUGGGGUUUGGCCCAUUUCGCUGGGUUUGUACCUCAGGCAACCCGGAAGAUUUGGCAACCACUGACUCUAUUGCCACAUCAGUGCUUGAGGAAGCUGUACUUCAGGGAGUGAAUGCAUCUGUGAAGCAGCAAUACUGUGACAACAUCCGCUGGAUUCAGGAAGCCAGAAGACACAAUUUGGUUGUAGGAUCCCAAGCCAGAAUUUUGUAUUCUGAUCAAAAAGGUCGUGUAGCUAUUGCGGUGGCUAUUAACCAAGGCAUUGCUGAAGGAAGAAUUAAGGCUCCGGUUGUUCUUAGUCGAGACCACCAUGAUGUAAGUGGGACGGACAGUCCGUACAGAGAGACCUCAAACAUCUAUGAUGGAUCCGCAUAUUGUGCAGAUAUGGCUGUUCAGAAUUUUGUUGGAGACUCAUUUAGAGGAGCUACCUGGGUUGCCUUGCACAAUGGAGGUGGUGUUGGCUGGGGAGAAGUGAUAAACGGAGGAUUUGGCCUUGUCUUGGAUGGCUCGGCAGAGGCAGAAGAACGUGCAAAGAUGAUGCUGAGCUGGGACGUUUCCAAUGGCGUUGCUAGACGCUGCUGGUCCGGCAACAACAAUGCUUAUGAAACCAUCUGCCAAGCCAUGGAGAGGGACAAGAAACUGAAGGUGACCCUUCCACAGAAGGUGGUAGAUGACAACAUCCUGGAACAAGCCCUGAAUUGUUAACCUUACACCAAGUCUUUUAUUCUGCCUUUUCGAACCAGGCUUUGAACAUUGCUCUUUCAGCCCCCACCCACCCCUACCCCCACCCCAACAAGCCUCAG
Messenger RNA from Elgaria multicarinata webbii, 2279 nucleotides. It is a transcript of the gene UROC1, whose product is annotated as urocanate hydratase 1. Gene Ontology annotation, molecular function: urocanate hydratase activity. The transcript has 20 exons. The record is from RefSeq and is a predicted model, not a curated record. The coding region runs from base 151 to 2181 and encodes 676 amino acids. NCBI's taxonomy places the organism in Eukaryota, Metazoa, Chordata, Lepidosauria, Squamata, Anguidae. Gene Ontology annotation, biological process: L-histidine catabolic process.